Messenger RNA from Necator americanus (New World hookworm), 2520 nucleotides. RefSeq lists its product as uncharacterized. The coding region runs from base 1 to 2520 and encodes 839 amino acids. The transcript has 19 exons. NCBI's taxonomy places the organism in Eukaryota, Metazoa, Nematoda, Chromadorea, Rhabditida, Ancylostomatidae. The record is from RefSeq and is a predicted model, not a curated record.
AUGUCUGUGUCCUCCUUCGGAAGUAUUAAAAUUUUAAGCAGUGGAAUACCAGCAAAGCGAGAGCAGCGUGGCGCAGUGGAAGCGUGCUGGGCCCAUAACCCAGAGGUCGCAGUGGAAUACCAGCAAAGCGAGAGCAGCGUGGCGCAGUGGAAGCGUGCUGGGCCCAUAACCCAGAGCAGUGGAAUACCAGCAAAGCGAGAGCAGCGUGGCGCAGUGGAAGCGUGCUGGGCCCAUAACCCAGAGGUCGGUGGAUCGAAACCACUCGCUGCUAAUCGUUUUUCUGCUCCACCAUGUCGUUGGACUGCCUCCUUAGUUAAUUCACUUUGUAUGUCUGCAUCCUCCUUCGGAAAUAUUAAAAUUUUAAGCAGUGGAAUACCAGCAAAGCGAGAGCAGCGUGGCGCAGUGGAAGCGUGCUGGGCCCAUAACCCAGAGGUCGGUGGAUCGAAACCACUCGCUGCUAAUCGUUUUUCUGUCCUCCAUGUCGUUGGACUAACCUCCUUAGUUAAUCUUGGUAUGUCUGCGUCCUCCUUCGGAAAUAUUAAAAUUUUAAGCAGUGGAAUACCAGCAAAGCGAGAGCAGCGUGGCGCAGUGGAAGCGUGCUGGGCCCAUAACCCAGAGGUCGGUGGAUCGAAACCACUCGCUGCUAAUCGUUUUUCUGCUCCUCCAUGUCCAGUGGAAUACCAGCAAAGCGAGAGCAGCGUGGCGCAGUGGAAGCGUGCUGGGCCCAUAACCCAGAGUAGUGGAAUACCAGCAAAGCGAGAGCAGCGUGGCGCAGUGGAAGCGUGCUGGGCCCAUAACCCAGAGGUCGGUGGAUCGAAACCACUCGCUGCUAAUCGUUUUUCUGCUCCUCCAUGUCCAGUGGAAUACCAGCAAAGCGAGAGCAGCGUGGCGCAGUGGAAGCGUGCUGGGCCCAUAACCCAGAGCAGUGGAAUACCAGCAAAGCGAGAGCAGCGUGGCGCAGUGGAAGCGUGCUGGGCCCAUAACCCAGAGGUCGGUGGAUCGAAACCACUCGCUGCUAAUCGUUUUUCUGCUCCUCCAUGUCCAGUGGAAUACCAGCAAAGCGAGAGCAGCGUGGCGCAGUGGAAGCGUGCUGGGCCCAUAACCCAGAGCAGUGGAAUACCAGCAAAGCGAGAGCAGCGUGGCGCAGUGGAAGCGUGCUGGGCCCAUAACCCAGAGGUCGGUGGAUCGAAACCACUCGCUGCUAAUCAUUUUGCUUCUCCACCAUGUCCAGUGGAAUACCAGCAAAGCGAGAGCAGCGUGGCGCAGUGGAAGCGUGCUGGGCCCAUAACCCAGAGCAGUGGAAUACCAGCAAAGCGAGAGCAGCGUGGCGCAGUGGAAGCGUGCUGGGCCCAUAACCCAGAGGUCGGUGGAUCGAAACCACUCGCUGCUAAUCGUUUUUCUGCUCCACCAUGUCGUUGGACUGCUUCCUUAGUUAAUCAUUGUAUCUCUGCAUCCUCCUUCGGAAAUAUUAAAAUUUUAAGCAGUGGAAUACCAGCAAAACGAGAGCAGCGUGGCAGUGGGCCAUGGGCCCAUAACCCAGAGGCAGUGGAAUACCAGCAAAGCGAGAGCAGCGUGGCGCAGUGGAAGCGUGCUGGGCCCAUAACCCAGAGCAGUGGAAUACCAGCAAAGCGAGAGCAGCGUGGCGCAGUGGAAGCGUGCUGGGCCCAUAACCCAGAGGUCGGUGGAUCGAAACCACUCGCUGCUAAUCGUUUUUCUGCUCCUCCAUGUCCAGUGGAAUACCAGCAAAGCGAGAGCAGCGUGGCGCAGUGGAAGCGUGCUGGGCCCAUAACCCAGAGCAGUGGAAUACCAGCAAAGCGAGAGCAGCGUGGCGCAGUGGAAGCGUGCUGGGCCCAUAACCCAGAGGUCGGUGGAUCGAAACCACUCGCUGCUAAUCGUUUUUCUGUUCCUCCAUGUCGUUGGACUGCUUCCUUUAGUUUAAUCAUUGCAGUGGAAUACCAGCAAAGCGAGAGCAGCGUGGCGCAGUGGAAGCGUGCUGGGCCCAUAACCCAGAGCAGUGGAAUACCAGCAAAGCGAGAGCAGCGUGGCGCAGUGGAAGCGUGCUGGGCCCAUAACCCAGAGGUCGGUGGAUCGAAACCACUCGCUGCUAAUCGUUUUUCUGCUCCACCAUGUCCAGUGGAAUACCAGCAAAGCGAGAGCAGCGUGGCGCAGUGGAAGCGUGCUGGGCCCAUAACCCAGAGCAGUGGAAUACCAGCAAAGCGAGAGCAGCGUGGCGCAGUGGAAGCGUGCUGGGCCCAUAACCCAGAGGUCGGUGGAUCGAAACCACUCGCUGCUAAUCGUUUUUCUGCUCCACCUUGUCGUUGGAUAACCCCCUUAAUUCAUCUUGGCAUGUCUGCAUCCUCCUUCGGAAAUAUUAAAAUUUUAAGCAGUGGAAUACCAGCAAAGCGAGAGCAGCGUGGCGCAGUGGAAGCGUGCUGGGCCCAUAACCCAGAGGUCGGUGGAUCGAAACCACUCGCUGCUAAUCGUUUUUCUGUCCUCCAUGUCGUUGGACUGCUUCCUUAG